Molecule: messenger RNA, 1224 nt
Organism: Fulvia fulva
Lineage: Eukaryota; Fungi; Ascomycota; Dothideomycetes; Mycosphaerellales; Mycosphaerellaceae
Product: SH3 domain-containing protein
Exons: 2
Coding region: 1-1224 (407 amino acids)
Biological process (GO): actin filament bundle assembly; actin cortical patch localization
Cellular component (GO): actin cortical patch
Molecular function (GO): actin filament binding; phosphatidylinositol binding
Source: RefSeq, a predicted model, not a curated record
AUGCCGCUCAUCAACAACCCGUUACCGUCGUCUAUGCGGAGCGAAUGCAAGAAAUGCGGUCGUAUCCUCGCCUCCUUCAUCGAUCCUCGACAAGCUUUCGGCCCAGAUAAGAUUAUCCCACCCAACAUCCUCGCCAAUGCCAAAGGUCUUGCCAUUCUCACCGUCUUCAAGGCCGGCUUCCUCGGCAGUGGUCGAUUCGGGUCUGGCGUCGUUGUCGCAAGGCUGGCAGAUGGCUCAUGGAGUGCGCCUUCAGCUAUUGGAACUGUAGGAGGUGGCUUUGGAGGGCAGAUUGGUUUUGAGAUAACGGACUUCGUCUUCAUCCUAAAUGAUGCGAGCGCGGUCAAGACGUUCGCACAGGUGGGAAGCUUGACGCUGGGAGGCAAUGUCAGUAUUGCUGCGGGACCCGUGGGCAGGAACGCAGAGGCCGCUGGAGCAGCGUCAUUGAAGAGCAUCAGUGGUAUAUUUGCCUACAGUAAGACGAAGGGACUAUUCGCUGGUGUUUCGCUAGAGGGCAGUGUCCUCAUCGAGCGGAGAGACGCGAACGAGAAGAUGUACAACCGCAAGCUCACGGCCAGGGAACUGCUAGGUGGAAACGUCCCAGUCCCGCCACAAGCAGAGCCACUUAUGAGAGUGCUGAACUCGAGGGUCUUCGCUGGCGUGGGAGGAAGCUUCCAGGGCGAUAGUGCCAUGUACAACGAUGUACCCGUCUACGAUGACCGACACGAUGAUGUGGUGUGGCAAGGUCGGACAGGUACAGGCUUCAACGAGGGCAUUCCAUCACAACGGACAGGGAGCUUCCAACAGAACAACAAUGACGAGUUUUAUGGAAAGCCCAACAGAGCAUCGACCUGGCAGAGUCAAGAUCAAUAUGGACAAUCACCACGCGCCAAUCCGAAUGAGACUUUCGACCGCCGGACACAGUCACGAGAGCGCUCGUCAACGCUAGGCGAUCAAUCAGACUACUCCUAUAGUGACCGCAAAGGUCCUGCGCCCGGACGACCUUCAGCGCCUAAGCCUGCAUUCGGCGGCGCAAAAUCAUCGGCCGGCCCGGGACAGGCAGUCGCCAAGUUCACAUUCGAGGCUGAUCAGCCGGGCGAUCUUGGUUUCAAGAAGGGCGAUGUCAUCACAAUCGUGAAGAGGACCGAGAGCGAAGCAGACUGGUGGACAGGCAGGAUAGGAUCAAGGGAAGGGAUUUUCCCAAGCAAUUAUGUCGAAGUGGUUUAA